AUGUCUUCUUCCCACCCCGGCUGGACCGCCUAUGAAUACUACCCCUCGAUGGGCGCUGCAGUAGUAUUCGUAAUCUGCUUUGCAAUUGUCACUUUAAUGCACACAUAUCAUUUGUUCCGCACGAGAACAUGGUUCUUCAUCCCGCUCGUGAUCGGUGGAUACUUCGAGCUAGUUGGAUAUAUCGGCCGCGCCAUGUCAUCGAAGGAAUCACCCGAUUGGACCAUCGGACCCUAUGUUAUGCAGAGCACGUUGCUGCUUGUUGCCCCGGCGCUGUUCGCAGCCAGUAUCUACAUGGAAUUGGGUCGGAUCAUUGUUAUGAUAUUCGUCGCGGGUGAUGUGUUGAGUUUCUUGAUGCAGGCUUCUGGUGCGGGAAUCAUGGUCACCGGCACAAGCUCCGCCGACCCGUCAUCCUCCGCAAGCACCGGUCAGAACGUUAUCAUCGGCGGCCUCAUCGUGCAAAUUGUCUUCUUCGGCUUCUUCCUGAUCAGUGCCGUCAUCUUCCAGCGGCGCAUGGGCUCUCACUCCGGAGCUCGUGCGGUAGCGGACGAGUACCCAUGGCGCAAGCAUAUGUGGGCGUUGCACUCGUCCAGUAUCCUCAUUCUCAUUCGGUCAAUCGUUCGUGUUGUCGAGUACGUCCAGGGCACACAUGGUUAUCUCAUGGAGCAUGAGGUUUUCAUUUAUGUAUUUGAUGGAUUGUUGAUGUUUGCCAUGAUGGUCAUUUUCGUGAUCAUCCACCCUAGUGAAGUGAACUAUCUUCUGGGGGGGGAAGAGUCGUAA
Messenger RNA from Penicillium mononematosum, 777 nucleotides. Its product is annotated as RTA1 domain-containing protein. The transcript has 4 exons. NCBI's taxonomy places the organism in Eukaryota, Fungi, Ascomycota, Eurotiomycetes, Eurotiales, Aspergillaceae. The record is from RefSeq and is a predicted model, not a curated record. Bases 1 to 777 code for a protein of 258 amino acids. Gene Ontology annotation, cellular component: membrane.